AGGUGUAUGGUAUAUGUUGUUUGUGUGCGCGCAAGUCUACGCUGUUAAUUUAACGUGUGAUUGAACUUAUCCGGCCAUGUUCUCAAGUUUUCUUAAUCAAGCGUUGGGCGGUGGGGGAGGUCAACAGCAAGGAUCUGGCGGUGGAGGGUCAAAUGAUUUAUUGGGAAAUGUGCUCGGCGGUCUUGCUGGGAGUCUACUUAGUGGCGGCGGCAGUGGCGGCGGUAAUCAAGGAUAUCCGCAAGGGAACUACGUUGUUCCCGGUCAAGGCGGUGGCGGCUAUCCGGGUUUUCCCGGUCAAGGCGGUGGCGGCUAUCCCGGUGUCCCCGGACAAGGCGGUGGUGGAUACCCGGGUGUCCCUGGUUUUGGAGGGGCUCCUAAUCCAGGAUAUGGAGGGGCAGUACUCGACGAUAUUGCAUCACUCGUUGGUGGAGGUGGUGGGCAACCUGGCCAGACUGGGCUGCAUUCCCAUCGAGCCGGUCUGAAUGUCAAGGGCCUAUUCGGAGAGUUCGUUGAGGGAGGCACGAGGGCUGUUCUCAAGGGGUUCACCCAUCAGCUAAAAGCUGGAAUUAAGGAUCAAGUUAAAAGCAUACUGUCUCAUCCUGACUUACAAGACUUCCGAGGGCGUUACCGCUUCCGGUCCACGCGGUCAUUGAAGAAAGACCAAAAUCCUAAUCGUACUUGUUUCAAGGAAUUAGAAGACCAAUUGGGCAAUGGACCCUUGCCUUGA
Messenger RNA from Notodromas monacha, 727 nucleotides. The record is from the annotation of a GenBank genome assembly. Lineage: Eukaryota; Metazoa; Arthropoda; Ostracoda; Podocopida; Cyprididae.